Molecule: messenger RNA, 750 nt
Organism: Sphaeramia orbicularis (orbiculate cardinalfish)
Lineage: Eukaryota; Metazoa; Chordata; Actinopteri; Kurtiformes; Apogonidae
Product: kunitz-type protease inhibitor 2-like
Exons: 9
Coding region: 78-614 (178 amino acids)
Molecular function (GO): serine-type endopeptidase inhibitor activity
Source: RefSeq, a predicted model, not a curated record
CCACCUGCAGCGGCGUGACAGGUGUGGUUCUGCCUGAAGACUCCACUCCGGCUCCUGAAUCUGGUAAAGCUCCUCGUAUGGCCCCGCCCUUUCGCUCAGAGGAUAAGGCGGAGUCCAGUCCAGAUGAGCCCAAAGCUGCUGUUAUAGAACCAGAACCAGCUCCGACCAAAGAAGUCUCAGCCGACGACUACGCCGAGCGCUGCAAGGCGGAGCUACAGGUGGGUCCGUGCCGGGCGGCGUUUCAGCGCUGGUACUUCAACAGUUUGACCGGCCGCUGCCAGAGGUUCAUCUACGGAGGCUGCAAAGGAAACAAGAACAACUACGAGAAUGAGGAGAGCUGCAGGAGCAUGUGUACAGGCGUCACCGUGCUUCCAUCGUCCAAGAAAAUUCCACAACAAAUAGACGAUGAGGCUUCAGACUAUGAAGAAAACUGCAUGGUGACCUCUGACCCGGCCCCUGCCGUGCCGCCUUCCCAGCGUUCUACUACGACCACAAAACCUCCACCUGCAGGUCCUUCACCUACGGCGGUUGUCGUGGCAACAAAAACCGCUACAACACCAUGGAGGAGUGUACGAACCGCUGCAGCCAAGGUGCCGGCGAUACUCACGCUCUGACUCGUAACCGUUGGACAGCAGCCUUCUUCCUCUUCUUCACGAUGGCCGCCAUCUCCGUCCUCCUGCUGGCGACGCUCAUCAUCAUCACCCUGAAACGCCGCCGGCUGACCCGCCGCUCGUCCUCCGUCAAGUACAG